ACGAAACUGGCGAAACAAACCCGACGGCCGCCUGCUGAUUUAGUUAUGAACUUGUACGAAAACGUCCGGCCGGAGAGAGAGAGAAAAAUUGCUCUUGAAGAAUCUAAAAUAGCACAGAAAGUUGGGGUAAGAGACAGUUUGUGGGAGCAGUCACAAAGGUUGAAACGAAAAUGUUACUGCGAGCCAAAGUUGCAACAAAAAUGUUACUGCGAGCCAGUUUAUGAAAUACAGAGGACACGAGCUGAAAUGGGUCGUCCUCGAAUAAUUGAGCAUAUUGACGUUCCUGCUGAAAUUAAAGCUACGGAACUGGGUUUCGCUGGUGUGCAUCAUCGAGUACAGUUCGAAAAUUUAGAUACUGAUUACCACAAGUACAGAGACAGGCGAGAAAAAGAGUUGCAGAAAAGUAUUUUGAAAAUAGAUCCAUACAGGCCUCAAAUCCGCGAUUUGAUGGUUAGAGGUAUCAAUCCACCGCCACCGCCACCAAAGAAACCAUUAUUACCUAAUAUAAAAGAGGUUCUUGACAAUAAUCCUGCUUGUGAUAAUCUCCAUGACGUAUACGCCUUAAGAGUAAACAACACAAUUUUUCUUAAAGAAGCGCCUGAGAAGAACUUGGCUGAUUUAAAGCGAAAACAAAACGAGCCGUGGCACGAAAAAUGUACUUCUUGGACAUAUUACUUUAAAACUCCAGUAGCCAGGGCUGGCAGAGCUAAAUUAUAUCUUCAAAAUCUCGGCACUGUUACAAUUAGAUAUUGCUGGAAAAAACUGAAAAAACUUAUUCCCUUUAUACCCGAAGAAGAAGUGCAAAUGUUCUUUUUUAAUAAAAAUGAGGAUGUAUUGACACCUGGUCAAGAGAAGCAUGUUUCUUUGACGUUUGUAUCCGAAAAACCAGGUAUAUACAAAGAAUAUUGGGAAUUAAGUAUAUGCAACGUCGAUUUCUUCGAUACUAUUACAGAUAAAUUUACGGUUAAUUUACUAGCCGACUCUAAAGAACAUUACGUAGAAAUAAACGCGGCAAUUGCACAACUCAAAUCACAAAUCGACAUCAAGGCCAUCCAAUUCGACGCUCUGCAAUUAAUAAAUGACGCUAUAUCCAAUGCCGUUGCUAUUCAACCGCAAAUAUAUCCUUACAAGAAUUAUUUCCUAGAAGCUGAAAUAUUUAUCAUGAAGAAUCCGGUUUGUUUCUAUCACCAAACGGAGGUAGCAAAGAUGAAAGAUUAUUUUACAGAAAUGACAGGAGGCGAUGAAUGGGAUUUAUCUAUACGAAGUUGGAGAGAGCAGAUGAUAAAAAAGGAGUUCGAUGACAGGAUGAAAUACUAUGAAUUACUACGAACAUCCCAUAGUGAUUUCUUGAAACCGUGGUAUGAAGGCGAAGAUAUAUUGAAAUCCAAAUACCGUGCAGUGACGCUGUUAUUGUGUCAGUUAGCUGAUGAAUUUGAUUCGGAGCACGAUCAAAUUUAUAAUUCAGUAGAAGGUCAACCGUUAGAAGAUACUACAUACACGAGUGUCCCAAGCAGAGAAUCAGUCCCCGCAGAUCAAACAAACAUUGAUAUGAUGCGCAAUUUAUAUUAUAUGAAAAUGUUCGAACAUGUAGGCGAUACUAUGAAGGCGUGUGCUGGUAUUCUUAGUAGUUUAGAUUUAGACAGGUGGAUUGAAUUCGAUUUCUGUCGUUCAUAACUGUUUAAUAUACUUAAAAACUUAA
Leguminivora glycinivorella is the source of this 1699-nucleotide messenger RNA. RefSeq lists its product as uncharacterized. Lineage: Eukaryota; Metazoa; Arthropoda; Insecta; Lepidoptera; Tortricidae. The record is from RefSeq and is a predicted model, not a curated record. The transcript has 2 exons. The coding region runs from base 46 to 1674 and encodes 542 amino acids.